Cebus imitator (Panamanian white-faced capuchin) is the source of this 4312-nucleotide messenger RNA. RefSeq names its product GID complex subunit 8 homolog (gene GID8). The transcript has 5 exons. Gene Ontology annotation, cellular component: cytoplasm; nucleus. Lineage: Eukaryota; Metazoa; Chordata; Mammalia; Primates; Cebidae. Gene Ontology annotation, molecular function: protein binding. Gene Ontology annotation, biological process: proteasome-mediated ubiquitin-dependent protein catabolic process; positive regulation of canonical Wnt signaling pathway. The record is from RefSeq and is a predicted model, not a curated record. The coding region runs from base 177 to 863 and encodes 228 amino acids.
CCCUCCGCUCCCCGCCCCCGCCCCCGCCCCCGCCUCCGCCGCGGCCCCCGCCUCCGCCUCCUUCUACUCGGGCGCCCCAGCUGCCGCCGCCCCUCCCCGGCCCAGGAGCGGUUGCGGAGCCGCCGCCGCCCAGACCGCGCAGCGCGGGAGACAGGAUCCGCACGAAAUAAAUCAGAAUGAGUUAUGCAGAAAAACCCGAUGAAAUCACGAAAGAUGAGUGGAUGGAAAAGCUCAAUAACUUACAUGUCCAGAGAGCAGACAUGAACCGCCUCAUCAUGAACUACCUGGUCACAGAGGGCUUUAAAGAAGCAGCGGAGAAGUUUCGAAUGGAAUCUGGGAUCGAACCUAGCGUGGAUCUGGAAACACUUGAUGAACGAAUCAAGAUCCGGGAGAUGAUCCUGAAAGGUCAGAUUCAGGAGGCCAUUGCCUUGAUCAACAGCCUCCACCCGGAGCUCCUGGACACAAACCGCUAUCUUUACUUCCAUUUGCAGCAACAGCAUUUGAUCGAGCUGAUCCGCCAGCGGGAGACGGAGGCAGCGCUGGAGUUUGCACAGACCCAGCUCGCGGAGCAGGGCGAGGAGAGCCGGGAGUGCCUCACGGAGAUGGAGCGCACCCUGGCCCUGCUGGCCUUUGACAGUCCUGAGGAGUCGCCCUUCGGAGACCUCCUCCACACCAUGCAGAGGCAGAAGGUGUGGAGUGAAGUGAACCAAGCUGUCCUCGACUAUGAAAAUCGCGAGUCAACACCCAAACUGGCAAAAUUACUGAAACUACUACUUUGGGCUCAGAAUGAGCUGGACCAGAAGAAAGUAAAAUAUCCCAAAAUGACAGACCUCAGCAAGGGUGUGAUCGAGGAGCCCAAGUAGCACCUGUGCUUGUGUGGAGGACCCAACAGCGGCCCGCGUCGUGGCUUGCCCGGGAUCAGCCCGCGACUGCGGCUUUCUUACUGCAGUAGAGAACUCUUUUUCUCCCUUGUACUUUUUUUUGACCUGGCAUCUUUUUUUAUAGGGAAAAAUGGCCUUUGUGGGCAGUGGAAACUUGCAAGGAAAGGUGCCGUCCCUUGGGCAGUUUGAUGCAGAUUGCACCAGUACUUGCUGAAGAAUCUGGCAGUCUGUGGUUGGCUCUUCCGGCGUUCCCGGGGCCUCUGGCUGCUGAAGGAUUUGGUCUGCCCCGGAGGGCCGCAUCCCACUCCAAAUACAGGAAAAGCACGAAUCAUGAUUCUGCUUUCUGUUAGCUUAGGCAGACAUUACAUCUUACUUCCCCUAAAUCUUGUCAGGCCUUCACCUACAAGUUUUUCCUUACCCCUGUGGUUUUUUUUUUUUUUUUUUUUUUUUCCGUAGGAGAGAACAUAUAAAUUUGUAAAUCCUAAUUCAAAGACGGCUUGUGUGUGAGGGCAUUCAGUUUGGUUUUCCCUUUGGUCUGGGUUGUGUGGCUUUUGGGAGAUGUGUGUGAGGGGCUAUGUGUUUUUUAAUUUUUUAAAUAUAUAUGUUGGUGCUGUGCGUGGUGAGAGACUUGUUCAUAGUGGAUCCACGAACCAUCUCUUCUGGGCAGUUUUGUUGAAAAUAAAGGUUUCUCUUUGAUUUCAAGAAUGACCAAAAUGGCCUCUAAAAAGUGUUAAUCAUCUCAAACGACAGUUGUCUUUGGGACGCUCUUCCCCCUCUGAUGGCGGCAGUGGCUUUUUUUGGUACCUGUAGCUGGAAAGGCCUCUUGGCCCUGUGCUGAGUAAGUGGCCUUCCAUAGAGCGAGGCAGCCCUUGGCCACAGGGGACGCAGGGCCUCAGCGGCCGGUGUGCAGCUGUUGGCACAAGGAAGCGUGUUCAGCCUCAGUGAUCUGCCCCUCAGCAUCUUGGCAGCAUCUCAUUUUCCACUGUUGGCGGUUCUGCGGGUGUCCUGCGCUCCCAGAUCCGUCCCCUGCUCUGUGGUGGGCAGAAGGGCAGUGGUACAGGGCUGUGUGCCUUGUCUGCCAGUCUGGAUAGUUGAUGGCACUUGCCUGUGUAGCUCUUGGUGCAGAUGUGUCUGGACUCAUCGCAAUGGGCCGCCGGGCACUGUCGACCCCACUGAGUGGUGCCAAGCAUUGGUUUUGUGGAUGUUCAUGGAACUGCUGACCCAUCCGAAGGCGUCCUUUGGAGGCAGUGGAGACUGCAGGUGCAUCUGAUGGGCGAAAUUCUGCCAGCACUUGAAUCUGGGAUCUCGCCUGAUUCUCAAGUAGCAAGGCAUCUUGACAAGCAUGGCCUCUGGGUGCGGUGGCCAGCUCGGCAGUACCGGAGCCGGUUAGGUGAUCUGCUUCUGAGCGGCCAUCCUCACCGCGCUCCUGGGUCCCUUGAGUGUUGAUGGCGAGGCGUCCACAGCACUGUUCCCGCCUCUAAAUGAUGCUGCUUUCUCCGUUGGAGCCUGGUGACGUGUUUUCAAGCCCUCUGCUGCUCUUCCCAGUGUGGACGGGCUUUUAGCAGUGUUUACUUUGACCUAGAUGGCUCAUGUAGUUAGAGAUGCAAAGAUAAAACUGCUGCAGUCUUUACAGAAGCGUGGUGGCCUCUGGAGCUACGCCUUCGUCAGGUGCGGUCCUGGGGAAGUGGGGCCGCCCUACCCCCGGAAGUGCUGCUUCCGACUCCCACUCUGCCACGCCUGACCCUUCCAUGGCAUUCUUUCCUCUGAGGUCUGAAGAUGAAGAUAAGUUGGAGGGAAAGAGACUAACUGGGAAGUGAAAUACAGCAGAAGCUAGAAGAAAACUUAGGUGAGAGGUGCAUCUGCUCAUUUUCUGUAGCAGCACCAGAUAAUUCAGCAUCUUCCUAAUUACCUUUAUUAUUAGUGUAUAUAAGAUCAUUUAUUGUACACUACAUCGUCAGUUUGACUUAUUCUUAAAACGAGAGGGAGUGAGAUGCAUAGCAGGGGGAAGUGUCUCCAGGAACUGGAGGACACGAGUGGGUCCUCACAUGCCUGGACUGUCACUAUGUGGCUGUCACGCGAAGUGCUGCUGCGGAUUUCCAGUUCAGCCGGUGGGUGGCUGAUAGGCCAGUGCUAGCAUCCGGCGCGGGCAGAUGUCGGGGAGACACGGAAGUCUCCGGGGCUGCGCGUUCCUUCCCGUCAUGUAGGGGCUGCACUUGCUUUUCUCACGGUCUGUUAGUGGACUGGAGGUCUUCCAAGGAAGUGCUUUGCACACUUUCUCCCUGCUCCUUUUACAGUCUUUGUCUUUGCAGCAAGCAAAUGAAAUUAAGUCACUUUGGGAUAAUGAGCAUUCAGUAUAAUUCUGCUUUGUCUCAUUUGGCAUCUCACUGUUGUGUUUAUAAGAAUGUAGUUUCAUUUUACAGAGUAGUUUAUUCUUUUUAUGCUUUCUGGUGGAGAGUGCCUUGAAAUAAAAUGUGAGAAUAUUCUGGUACUCUGAUGCAUAAAGUUGGGUGUGAGAAUGUUCUGGUUCCUGAUGCAUGAAGUUGGAUGGGGAAUAACCCUAGUCCGGAAUCUUUGUGAAGCGUAGGGUUAGUGCAAGGCGAAUGGAACGAACACAUCUUGCCAUUUGAAUCAGGGUCUUCAGUUUCUAGAAAAGGCUGACAUUGGCUGGGACCAAAGUGUUGGUGGCUAAUGACUGAAGACGGGUGCUCGUGUGUGUCUGGAGUCCCCGGAAGCCUCGGGAGGCGGAGCUGCUCUUCCCAUUCUGUCAAGACGCCGUCUGAAGAAACGUUCAGAACAGUUUUUCUAAGGCAAUGUGAUGUCUUCAUAUUCUUACUUCCAUUUCUGUAUGUCGUUAGCUUUGAAGAGUGGAGGAGCUGGGGUUCCAGAGAGAACCUUAGAUGUGUGUUGAAGACAGUGAUGUCUUUGGAGUGUAGAACUCCACUCCCUUCUGGGCUGUCACUGCCAAGUCUCCGCAUGAACAGACCGGGCAGAAAGCAUGGUGGCCAAGCGGUCUGUGUGCUUCCCCGCCGGCAGAGAGCAGUGUGUUCUUCAUGAUAGGGCCUCGCGGGUGUGGACGCACGGCAGACCCAUGGCCAGUGCAGCUGCCUGCUGCUGUCUGUCUUCAGUAACGGCUGCUCCAUUGACUGUUCCUGUUCUGAUACUAUGCGUGUCAUUUUUUACAACAGGUAUAUUUUUGUUUCAGAAAUAUGUAUUGCUUUUUUCAUACUUUUUGCAAAUUGUAUUGUCAGCACUAGGUCAGUUAAAGUCCUGUGUGAACCAUAUCCUGCUGUGGGACCUUUGUACAUGUUCGACUGUGUUCUGGAUUCCAGUGUGGCAUAUGUGCCCUCCAGUGUCUUUUGCAAAGUGCAGAAGAGGUUGCUUCUACGGCCUGUUCUUAAUAUAACAGUAAAAGUUUUCACAUUUUCUCAGAA